Halteromyces radiatus is the source of this 264-nucleotide messenger RNA. RefSeq lists its product as uncharacterized. The annotation marks the transcript as partial. Lineage: Eukaryota; Fungi; Mucoromycota; Mucoromycetes; Mucorales; Cunninghamellaceae. The transcript has a single exon. Gene Ontology annotation, cellular component: nucleus. Gene Ontology annotation, molecular function: RNA polymerase II cis-regulatory region sequence-specific DNA binding; DNA-binding transcription factor activity, RNA polymerase II-specific; copper ion binding. Gene Ontology annotation, biological process: positive regulation of transcription by RNA polymerase II; intracellular copper ion homeostasis; intracellular iron ion homeostasis. The record is from RefSeq and is a predicted model, not a curated record.
GGACAUCGAGCAACACAUUGCAACCAUAAAGAUCGACCUAUGGUGGAAAUCAAGAAAAAAGGACGACCAGCCACUCAAUGCAAACGCUGUCGCGAGCUUCGGUUAAUACGACAACUUCAUGUGAAAUGUAAUUGCAACGAUGAAAAGGUGACAAAAAAAUCAAGACUAUCGAAUUUUACAGCUACUGGUAAGCAAUGGUUUAUGAGAAAAUGGACUUUUUUUUGUGUAGAAAUAAAUUGCUCUCUCUUUUUUUUUCCCCCUUAA